UAAGAUGGCGGCGGCGGGCGCGGCGGACGCUCAGGCGCGCUUUGGUCACUCGGUGAAGGGGCUGCUGACCGAGAAGGUGACGAGCUGCGGCACCGACGUGAUCGCCCUCACCAAGCAGGUGCUGAAGGGCUCCCGCAGCGCCGAGCUCCUGGGUCAAGCUGCUAAGAACAUGGUGACGCAAGAAGAUGCCAUCCUGCACUCGGAAGAUAGUUUAAGGAAAAUGGCCAUAAUAACGACUCAUCUGCAGUACCAGCAAGAAGCAAUUCAGAAGAACGUGGAGCAGUCGUCAAACCUGCAGGACCAGCUGAGCCACUUGCUGAAAUGAAGUGUAGAGAAGGCAUGAGGACAUCUUGACUGGCACUGAGGACAGUGAAGCGUCCUUUCCCUUCCAGACCCGGGGGUUCAAGCCUGUGUUUGGAUGAUGCUGGAUGUCAGCUGGGAGAUGUGCAGAAUCUCUUUCUAGGCAUGUGGGUCUCUCUUGUGUGUCUCCAUCCCUGUCUCUGCUCCAGAACACUCACCUGCUAGCCAGAGCAAACUGAAACAAACUCACCUGAAACUUUGCUCCCCCCAGCAAUUCUUGUGUCUGCUUACAUCCCACGUAGCGUGAGGUGCUCAGCCCACACCAGCACCCCUGGCAAGAAAUGCAUAAAACUGAGUGUGGGUUUUAAAUACAGGUGCCAGCAGUGUGACACUGAUCUGAAUUUAGACACAGAAGUGGCACAGAGUGUGUUUUAUUUAGGGCAUGUUAAUCAGUGGGAGCUGUAAGUGGGUGGGAGAGGUGCUUCAGUGUUAACUGAGGUGCCGGUCCCAGGACAGCAAUUCUGAAGGUGGGAAUGUGGGCACACACCUCUGUCACUGGUCAGCUGGACAUGGUUUGGCCAGCAUCCUGCUCAGAGGUUAUCUUACUUUCCACCUUGCCAGAGUUCAGAACAUCAUCCCCUUGCCAGCCCAUCUGCACUGCUUUCAGCCUUCAACUGCAUUCCUCUUCCUGGGCUGCGGCUCCAGCUUUUGAUGAAGCAGCCUUGGCUGUGGUGCAUGUAUCUGCUUGGGAAGGUAUCCAAAGUCCUAGCCUGGAAGUGGGCAGGAGAGCAUGAGGGGCUGGUGUGCUCAGUUCUGCACUGCUCUGUGCUGGAGGAGUAACAGCCAGGCUCCUGUUCAUAUCCUGGGUAGCAACAUCAGGCCCAGGCUAUAAAUACUGUGUGUUGGUUUUGGUAGGUCACUUAUCUGGAGCACUUGGAGUGCACGGGAAGCACUUGUUUGCCCGAGUGUGCUUUUCAUCAGCUGAUAGGAGAAGGCAGGCUGAGAGCAGGCAUCAGCCUGACACGUUCCUGUUGGAGUGAUGCUGGGCUUUGGCUCCUGAGAGCCACCUCCUGGGCUGUAUUUCACCAUCCCCUCCAGUGGCACUGACUGACCUGGUGGCACUAGUGCUCCUGCGUUUGCAGGUGGUGCUACUGUUACCCGGGGUCUGUAUAGUGUGUGUACGUGUGUGUGUGUGUUUGUGCCUUGGGAGGGGUCCUGAUCCCUAGCUUUGGGAAUGAGGGGUUUCCCUGAGCUGUGACUCGCUGAGAAUAAA
Molecule: messenger RNA, 1573 nt
Organism: Melopsittacus undulatus (budgerigar)
Lineage: Eukaryota; Metazoa; Chordata; Aves; Psittaciformes; Psittaculidae
Gene: BORCS7
Product: Bprotein-1 related complex subunit 7
Exons: 5
Coding region: 5-325 (106 amino acids)
Cellular component (GO): BORC complex
Source: RefSeq, a predicted model, not a curated record